GGGUUUCCAGUCAAAGCGUUAUCUUAGAAACCCUAAUCGUAAAAAUCCGACCCCUAUAUAUCGUAAAGUACGCAGAAACCCCAAAACUAACCGAGGUUUUGUGAGGGGGGAGAAAGAGAGAAGUAGAAAACAAAGAAAGAUGCAGAUCUUCGUGAAAACCCUAACGGGGAAGACCAUCACCCUGGAGGUGGAAUCUAGUGACACCAUCGAUAACGUCAAGGCCAAGAUUCAGGACAAGGAAGGGAUUCCGCCGGACCAGCAGAGGUUGAUCUUCGCCGGAAAGCAGCUUGAGGAUGGCCGUACACUCGCCGAUUACAACAUCCAAAAGGAGUCGACAUUGCAUCUUGUUUUGAGGCUUCGUGGUGGAAUUAUUGAGCCAUCUUUGAUGGCAUUGGCCAGGAAAUACAAUCAGGAUAAGAUGAUCUGCCGCAAGUGUUAUGCACGUUUGCACCCUCGUGCUGUCAAUUGCAGGAAAAAGAAGUGCGGGCACAGCAACCAGCUGAGGCCAAAGAAGAAGAUCAAGUAAACUGUUCUGAUUGCAACCAAUUUCAUUAGCGUUUUAGUAUUAUAGGGAAUGUGCUGAAAAGUGUACUGGCAGUUACCUAUUUUUUAAAGAUUUUGUUAUUCGGGUUGAGUGUGUUACCAUCAUUCGUGCUUCAGUUCCAUGUGAUGAGACAUGCUUUAUGAUAAUAAAACAUGUCCACAGCCCACAUUAUCGGAUUCUCAUAUUUUACAA
Molecule: messenger RNA, 736 nt
Organism: Arachis duranensis
Lineage: Eukaryota; Viridiplantae; Streptophyta; Magnoliopsida; Fabales; Fabaceae
Product: ubiquitin-60S ribosomal protein L40
Exons: 5
Coding region: 140-526 (128 amino acids)
Biological process (GO): protein ubiquitination; translation; modification-dependent protein catabolic process
Cellular component (GO): cytoplasm; ribosome; nucleus
Molecular function (GO): ubiquitin protein ligase binding; protein tag activity; structural constituent of ribosome
Source: RefSeq, a predicted model, not a curated record